Drosophila guanche is the source of this 2268-nucleotide messenger RNA. RefSeq lists its product as uncharacterized. The record is from RefSeq and is a predicted model, not a curated record. NCBI's taxonomy places the organism in Eukaryota, Metazoa, Arthropoda, Insecta, Diptera, Drosophilidae. The transcript has 2 exons. The coding region runs from base 79 to 819 and encodes 246 amino acids.
CGACAUAGAAACAAUCAGCAAUUGGAGCAGCAGCAGCAGCAGCCAUAUCAACAACAACAACAACGAUUACAUUACUAUAUGCCACAAACGGAGCGGUGCACCUCGCCACCCGAUGUGGUGCCUCGAGCAGCCAAUUUCCAUAACAGCAACAGCAAUGUGCCCAACAACAACAGCAACAGUCUGCAACAUGCGCCUUUGGCUGGGUUGACAGCCGCCAACUUAGAAGAUGCCACAGCGGCAGCAACAACAGCAACAUCUACGGCAGCAAGUGGCAUUGUUGUGGAGAAUUAUUUUAACGAAUAUGAACGUCAGGAAAUCAUUUAUCAUCAUCCCACAAGCAACAGGGGCAGCAACAGUGGCAGCAUCACGGCAGCCACAUGUCACAUACCCCGCAGCAAUGCCUUUCGUUUACAGUUACCCGCAAUGGCAACAUCUAACAAUAUUUUAUAUAAUAAUCAUGAAGCAGCAACAACAACUAGCAACAAUUAUAAGGCGCAUACAUUUAGUGAUAACUGUAAUUGUACAUGUAAUUGUAGUCUAAGCGAGGAGGAGGAGACUGCCACAGUUACAACAGCAACAACAACAACAACAACGCAGGAUGGGGCAGAGGCAGACAGAGAAGUGGAUGCCAGCACCUCGAUGUCAAGCAUUGAGCAAGUGCAACAGCACGAAGCAGCAGCUGGGCAGGAUGUGGCCUUGUCUCUGAACUUGACAUUGGCUGACACCGAACCCAAGCCCGACACAGAGGCUGAGACAGCGGCUGCUGAGGCUGAGGCUGCGGCUGAGGCAGCAUCACUGACAGACAGGGCCAAGCUUUAAGUGCAAUUCUGAUGCUGAUAUUCUUCCCCCUUUACAAUGUUGCUGCUGUUGUCGCAUGCGGCAUCUCGAGAUUUGCAUAAUGGAAACACAAAACCACACACACAGAGUUACAUAUAGGGGUAGAAAUAUAAACUAUAUACACAUACGAUAUUUUUAUAUGCUGUUUAGAGUGCAAUAAAUCAUUUCCGUAGUUCUUUUCUUUCUUUUGCAAUUGAAGUUGUUGAAAGGAGAAGCAAACAAGCAAACACACACCAGAUGUUAAGCAAUCAAAGAACUAAAAACUUAAGUCAAUAUAUGGUACUAAUUAUACUUAAUAGCUAUUAAAAUCUGUUUAACUAAUGUUAGGCUUAGGCUUAGCAAAUAAUUUUUCUUUAUGCUGGGAUAGACACCGCAUAGAAGUCGCUGAGAGAGCACAAAAACGCAAUAUAUAGGCAAUGUAUGUAAAUAAAUAACUAUCAGAUAAACAGCAAAAGGCUCCUACAAGGGGACAACUAUAAGAUACGAUCACUAUUAUAUUGAAUUGAAAAACGAGUAGAACCCAAAAACCGAAACACAAUUCUCUAGUCUAGAACUUUCAGCCCCUCAAACAAUUUCUUAUCACUUAUUUUAUUCUCUAUAUUUCAUUCUAUGUUUUGUCUAUCCCAGCCAUAAACAGAUUCUUCCUUUCACCCAAAACCAUUUUAAGCUGCCUUCAAAUAUUUUAGUUUAAAAAUCACUUUUAAGUUUUUCAACACUGGUUUCUUUGCGUUGUGUACAAAAAAAACUUCAAUUUGAAACAUAUUCUGAGUGCUAAGUUUCUUUAUAAUGUUUAUGAUUUUCAAGUACUUUUAAUAAAAAUAAAUAUUUUACAAUUAACUGCAUUACUUUUUUAUUUAUCCCCCCACCCCCCGAAACAUGUUUGUAAAUACACAAAAACCAAUGCCAACUAAUUUUAAGCGUUGUAAACGAUUUAAUUUCUUAGCAUUAUCGAUGUCGUACGAUAUCGAGGGACGAGCCCGGACAAACAGUUCGGGCCAGUCCGGACGCAGUUGACAGUUAACAAUAUUUAGUGCCCUUGGGCGGGAUCACCACGCGGAGAUCCAAUAGCAACGCCCAAGUCUGGCACUGAAUACUUAGUGAAGUAAGCAAAAAUAUCUAAACAACUAUACUAAAUAUUCUACUGGAUUUUAAGCAUAAGAAAAUUGGUUAUAGACAUGGCUUUGAGCAUUAGAUUUGUAAGCACAAUUUAGGUGGAAAACGGGAGCAAUUAUUUAGACAAAACAACCGAACAAAUAUUCCAAUAAACUUUAGGCAAUAAAUUCAAAGAAAAAACGUAUAAUUAUUAACUAAAUGUAACGAAAAAUGUUUCACUUGUAAAGCAAGCAAAAGUAAAAGUAGAGGAAACAAUAUCCAAAUCCCAGCAACAUAUUCUAAGAGACAAAAGUUAAAUCAAAUUUAGUGUUAAAGAAA